AGUUCAUCCUUGAGCUUGAUCAGGAUGACAUCGAAUUUUGUUCUUCUCAUAUUGGCCACUUUGAGUGGCCAAUCGUUGGCCGGACUACUGAACUCGUUCAGUGCUGAUUCCGACUAUACGGCGGCGUUUUUGAUGGACAGCAUGUUCGGGCUGAUCACCAACGAUACAAAGUACAUCAUGAACGGAGGAUUUACGAAUCCGAUUGAAGUAGAUGUUACGAUUUUGUGCGGGAAUCGGAACGCACCCACGCUGGUGCCAACCACGAUCGAUGAUGGCGGCUUGGGCAGCAAAAUCGACACGUCCAAGCCACUGGUACUCAUCAUCCACGGCUGGUUGGACAAUAGCAAGCGUAACUGGAUCAAGCAGAUGACGGCGGACUAUUUCCAGUUUGUGGACACCAAUUUGUGCGUUGUGGAUUGGAGUAAUUUGGCAAUCCACGGCUAUGCGUUGUCUGUGAAUCGCACCUACGCAGUAGGUGACUACGUGGCCGAAUUUGUGUCCUACCUAAGCGGUCAAGGUAUCCCGCUGUCCAAAGUGACCCUGGUUGGUCAUAGCUUGGGUGCCCAAAUCAGUGGUCAGGCCGGAAUGAAGUUGGGUGGACAGGUUGGUGCAAUCUAUGGUUUGGAUCCGGCAAGCCCCCUCUUCAAGAUGCCUUUUGACGUGGGAACGUCCAAAAGGUUGGACAAAUCCGAUGCCCAGUACGUCCAAAUGAUCAUCACAUCGCGCUGUACGCUUGGAGUCUGCGUGGGUGAUGGCCACGAGAACUUUUACCCAACGGGAGGAAUGGUUCCGCAACCGAACUGCGUGGUUCCAAUGUUUUCCAAUGCAGAAACUCCGGAGCUGAUUAGUUGCAGUCAUGCUCACGCUUGUACACUGUACCGGAAGGCACUGAACCCGAAGAACGUUUUCAACGGAAAGAAAUGCUUCGGAUACUCGGCCUUUCUGUCCAUGGCGUGUUUGUUCAAUCCGACCUCGAAAAUGGGACUCUAUUCCAGGCGUAUUGGAGGAGAUUUUUACCUGAUGACUUCGGCUAUUCCACCGUAUACAGUUUGAUUAUGUUGAUUAAAAUAUUAAUUA
This is a messenger RNA of Culex quinquefasciatus (southern house mosquito), 1077 nucleotides long. RefSeq names its product pancreatic triacylglycerol lipase. Gene Ontology annotation, molecular function: lipase activity. The record is from RefSeq and is a predicted model, not a curated record. Bases 25 to 1053 code for a protein of 342 amino acids. The transcript has 2 exons. NCBI's taxonomy places the organism in Eukaryota, Metazoa, Arthropoda, Insecta, Diptera, Culicidae.